Mizuhopecten yessoensis (Yesso scallop) is the source of this 945-nucleotide messenger RNA. RefSeq lists its product as uncharacterized. The coding region runs from base 356 to 658 and encodes 100 amino acids. The transcript is spliced from 2 exons. Lineage: Eukaryota; Metazoa; Mollusca; Bivalvia; Pectinida; Pectinidae. The record is from RefSeq and is a predicted model, not a curated record.
GAACUUGGUUCCCUAUACUCAAUAGACGGACACGGUUCAUGCGCCCAAUCGUUCUCUUCACCGCUGUUGGUUUUCUCAUUCAGUCAGGCCGUUAUUAACACUAGUGCACAAUCUAUCGGCGCGCACAUGGGAAAUGGUCGUAAGCAGAAUAGCGUCUAUGGACGUUUAAAUACCCUAUUAACGAAACGUUCUUAGGGAUUCCUGAAUGGCGACUGUCACACAGUAAAUUGGGACGCCGAGGGACAUAUACAAACUACAAAUACUAAUUAUAUACACGCAAUCGCGACAUGUGACCAGGAAGCUGCUGGUGUUUCUGUAUAGAUAACGGGUUGACAAUAAUGUUUGACAGCCAUUAAUGGAUAUGAAGAAUUUUCUUAAAUUCAAAACAGGAGAAAAUAGAGAUUUAAGGAAGUUUGGCGAAGAAUAUUAUUUACGUGAAGCGAAAUUAUGGCGCCCCUUUCGGAUAGGUGGGUUGGCGGCCAUCGCCAUAGCCCUACCAUUAACUUUGACAGCCAUUUUGAACGACACAUGGAUAUAUGGAGAAGAUUUCAACGUGGGAUUAUGGGAGAGAAACUGUGUCCACAUGAAGAAUCACACAUUCAUCGACUGCUCUGCGAUCAACAAUGGUGAAGCACCCCCAAGAGUUUUCAGAAUUUAAUAGGUCGCACGGUAGUCUAGUGGUAGGACGCCGGGCUCGCGUCCAAAGGGUUGUGGCUUCUAGUCACGUCACGGUAUUGUGUUGUAUCUUUGAACAAGAUGCUUUACUCCGCUUUUUCCAGUCUACUCAGCUGUAAAUGAGUACGUGGUUGGGCAGUGCUAGAACUGUUAAGUGCUAGCACCGGCUGUAUGCUCCCCAGGGAGUCAAGAAACAUAUUGGCCGUUUGCAAAUGCCCUAUAACCACGGAUAAUAAUUUGUGAACCACUUUGAGACGACCUACAUGUACA